This is a messenger RNA of Rhipicephalus sanguineus (brown dog tick), 1886 nucleotides long. RefSeq names its product barH-like 2 homeobox protein. Bases 217 to 1422 code for a protein of 401 amino acids. Gene Ontology annotation, biological process: regulation of DNA-templated transcription. The record is from RefSeq and is a predicted model, not a curated record. Gene Ontology annotation, molecular function: DNA-binding transcription factor activity, RNA polymerase II-specific; DNA binding. NCBI's taxonomy places the organism in Eukaryota, Metazoa, Arthropoda, Arachnida, Ixodida, Ixodidae. The transcript has 4 exons.
UCGCAGCAACCUGGUUUCCGCGUUUCUUCGCUUGCCGCACGAAACAGAGUUCUCACCGAGUGCAUCCGUCCGCGCGCAAGUAAGUAGACGGCGCCCAGCAAAAGCCGCUUGGAAACAGAAACUGCCGUCCACGACCGCUGCUCACCGUAGCGUGAACAACGAGGCGCGAGGCCUUGGCCGCUACCGCGCGGAAGCGUGCACGCGGCGCCCGCCUAUAUGGUAUGUAGCGCGGUGCCUCCCGCGCGCCAGUGUCAUGACUCUCGCCUCGUUCCAAUGGCCGCCAGUGACAACGAGGACGAGUCGGCGAAGCCUGCCGAUCUGCGAGUCUUCAAGAACCGUCGGAGACAACACGGUCCGCCGCCCGGCGAUAACGUCAUCUCCACAGCCGGCUGCCGCAGGGACGGCAGCCGUAGUCCCCACCGAGACGCCUGUCCUGCAAAGUUGUCCGCCUCCAAGAACAAGCAGUCCGCCAAAUGCAGCGUGCCUUCUUCUUUCUGCAUCAGCGAUCUCAUCGGCGCCGCUGUGCCCGCGGCACCCCACGCCUCUGACGCGGACAAGCAUAAGCUGCUGCUCCACCAGCUCCAGUUCCAGCACCAGAUGCGCCAGCUUCAGCAGCACGCCCCCGGCUUGGACGAGUGGCGCCUCUACGAGAACAGGGCCACUCCUGCUGCCGGGCUCGCCGACGACGCGGAAGACCUGUGCGGCAGCAAUGGGGGCGGACGCUCGGGUUUGGCCAACUCCAUGGGGGCGGAAGGAUCGUCAAGGCGCCUUCCGUCACCACCUAUGGGUGCAGACGAGGACUCCCUGCCGUCCAUCUCCCUGAGGUGCCCCAAGAAACCGCGGAAAGCGCGGACAGCAUUCACUGAGCAGCAGCUAAAGACUCUGGAGAAAAGCUUCGAGCGUCAAAAGUACCUCAGCGUGCAGGAUCGCAUGGAGCUGGCUGCGAAACUCAACCUCACCGACACCCAGGUCAAGACCUGGUACCAGAACAGAAGGACAAAAUGGAAGAGGCAAGCUAUGGUCAACAUCGAGCUGCUCCCUGGAAUGCACGGCGCCGUCUCCGCUGCUGGCCUAUGGCCCGCCAGUGCGGCUGGCCUCAGUUCUGGAUUUCCAGCAGCUUUCUGGCCUUACCCGUACGGUGGUUACUUCAACGCAGCCGCUGCAGCUGCAGCGGCUGCCGCGGCCAUGGGCAGAGGCGGCGGCGGUUUCCCGGUGUCUUCGGUCGGCGGCGCUGCAGUCAGCGGCAACAUGGAGAGCCUCCAGCGAGCUCUGGACUUCUACCAGCAGAGAGGCGCACAGGCGCUCCUCGGGGCCGACUCCCAGCUUCGACCGGCCGUGGCUACCAAUAUCAACAACAGUGCAUCCAUAGCGCUAGGCUCAUCCAAAGCCGACGCCGAGCUUCGCAACGAGAAGAAACAGUGACUUGCAUUUUAACAUUACCUUGUGAAGCUUUCUGGCAUAUCGGACCUUGGUUAGUGGCGUAGUUGUAUUUGGACGCACCAGGCACAGCUACGUAGCAGUACCCUGACGCACCAUGAAGCUCCAUUUCGCUUGUGUGUUGGGGCAUGUGAUCCUAUUUCAUCGAGUGGACUGACAUUCCAAAGACAUGUUUGGGGGCUUCUUAUUGCCAUCAAUGUCACAUUUGUAAUGCCUCUGACGUAUAUAGUUGCGUCUUCUGAGAUUCGCGCUGCGUACCCUUUAAAUGACACACCAAAAAUACGAAAUUUGGUCCCCGUGCCUGCUAGGCUUGUCCCUCACUCUGUAUGUGAUGUCUUCUCAAUCGGCAAUGUUUUUGUCGAUAAACGGCAGGUAGGUAGUUUCCAUUUUUAUACGGCCCAAAGCAAACUAAAAUGGUGAGACCAGAUCCAGUAAAAUACAUUGCGUUU